Danio rerio (zebrafish) is the source of this 2443-nucleotide messenger RNA. RefSeq names its product retinoblastoma binding protein 8 (gene rbbp8). Gene Ontology annotation, biological process: DNA repair. Gene Ontology annotation, cellular component: chromosome; nucleus. The record is from RefSeq and is marked provisional. Lineage: Eukaryota; Metazoa; Chordata; Actinopteri; Cypriniformes; Danionidae.
AAAGAAGAAAAAGAAAAAGAAGAAGCGGGCAAUCAGAAUAUUUACAACCCCAAUUAUUGAAGGUAUAUUGAACGCGCGUUUCCAUGUUUAAAUGCCUAUUAUUUUAGUCUUAUACGCGGAUAUACGUUUGUGUAAACAUUCAGGAGGGAAUUUGUCAGGUGUAAGUGGAGAGUUUUUUUUAAAUGUAUUUGUGUAAAUGCUGGAGUUGUGAAGGAUUUACAGUGAAACAGAGUGAAGAUGAGCAUCACUCCAGCAGAUCUGAGUCCUGCUUCAUCCUCAGACCACAGGGAGAAACUGCAGGAGCUGCUGACCGCUGUCCGAGACCUGCACGACACCGCACUGCAAGAAUUACAAGCAAAAAUAGCUAAACUGAAGAAAGAGCGCUGUCUAGAUGCUCAGAAAUUGAGUGAAUUUCACAGCAAGAAUCAACAUUUACGAGAGCAACAGAAGAUCCAGCAGGAGAAGAUCAGACAGCUGGAGGACAGGUUGCGUUCUGGACCAUGCGAUCGCUGCACUGUGAAAGAGAAGCAGAUUAAAAAGACAAACACUGAGCUUGAAGAUAAUAAUCAGAGAAAUCUGUCUGUCAUCUCUGAGCUUGAGGCUGAGAGGAAAACUCUGACAGAUGAAAACAGGAGACUGAGUCUUGAACUGGAGCGACUCAGGAGGUCUGGUUCUCCACAGAACACGUCCUCUGAGGCUGAGGAGGGAAUGAUCCCAGACUCUCCUCUCCGGCCGCUGUCUUUACCCGUUGCCAGCAAGAUGAAACGCCGGAAAGAGCAGAACCACGUCCGAUACACUGAGACACCGCUAUCACUCUCACACCCCGAAUCCAGGCAAAGAGAGCAAUCUGUGGCUUUCGGCUGUAAUGGCAAAGGUGUGCUGGUUGCUGAGACAUGUGAAAUGGAUGCGACUAGUGUUGCAGAGCGUGAUAACAAGAGACAUUUCAGGAUUGUGGUUCCCGAGACCUGUCGUCCAGACGUCUAUCCAGAACAGGUUGACGACGUCGACGAUGAUGAUCUUCACAUCCCAUCACACACCGAACAAAACCAAAAACCGGAGUUACGUGACUGCACAAACAUCCUUAUUGCAGGCCAGAAUGACGAUUCUCCAUUAAUUUUGCGCUGCCGCCCGCUGGCCUCACAAGAUCAUCAGUCGUCCAUAGAUGAUGUUUUACGCACACCUGCAAAUAGCAGCACAUGUGUGCUAACGAAAGGGAAGAGAAAACAUUCGAAUGGUGCAAAAAAAGAUCGGGAGAUUUCUGAUUGCCGUCUGGAUGCUGAUGAGACAGAUAUCAAGGGAAUUAUAUUUGCUUCCACUCCAGCUAAUGGUCGAUUACAGAGCAAGAAUCAGGAAACAAGCGAGAUUGAAACGACACAGGAUUCAAAGAAGAAAUGUUUGGAUGGACACACACCUCGCAAAAGUUUGGUUCAGAACCAUCAUGCACCUUUCCCAUAUGAUCAGAGCUGGAGUGUGGAUCCAGGAGCUGAUCUCGGUCAGUAUGAUACUGAGAGCUCUCCUCAACCGGAGCAUCAGGCCAGAACAGACUUGGAGACGCUGGACACCGACUGCACAUUUGUGAGCCACAGUCUGCUGUUGAGAGGACAGAAGACAACGGGACAGUCCCAAACCACCGGAAUUGGGCAGAAGGCAAACGACAGCCUUGCUGAUAUCUUUGAUAAGACGGGAUAUGGAGAAUACGAGUCUUGUCCGCAGGAUGACAGCAUUGAUCUCAAACAAGAUAGUGUAUAUGAGGAGGAGAGAGAAGAAGAUGAUCCUGAAGAAAAGCCAGAGGCUGCAGUGGUUUUUCGCCGACCAGCAGACCGCAAACCAUUGGUGUCUGAUAGUGAUAAAUCCAGCAGGAAUAAGUCUUUCGCUUGUGUGGAGGUUGUGCGUAAGAAAGACGAAAGGAGAAAACUGAAAGGCCACUAUUGUAAAGAGUGUGAAGUUUAUUAUGCAGAUCUCCCAGAGGAAGAGAGAGAGAAAAAACUGACUUCCUGUUCACGGCAUCGCUACCGCUACAUUCCUCCUUCCACACCAGAAAACUUCUGGGAGGUGGGAUUUCCAUCCACACAGACCUGCGUGGAAAGAGGAUACAUCAAAGAGGAUGAGCAGCCGGACGUGCGAAUUCGCAGGAGACGACCGUACCUUGCCAUGUUUUCACCCAAAGCCAAAUCACAAAAAAAGAAGCACUGAGUCGAGCUGUUCACACACUUAAAAACCACUCUGACACCUCAUGGAUCGAUAUGAAGCACAGUCUGCUUAUGCCCCGAGUCACAUCUGCUUAAAACAAUCUAUGUGCGUUUGUGUUUAAGUAAUUCAUUUUCAGAUUUUAAGAAAUCACCUUGAUUUUGUAAUGGGAAUUCAGAAAUAAGUAAAGAGUUUUAAGUUUUGUACAUGUGAUUUUGACUAAGAAUUGAAUAAUUCUGUAAUAAAAAUUAAAAGU